AUGGCCAUCACUGAGCUUAUUUUUCCAAGCGUCAAAACAGACUCAGCUUCACUCAAGGAGCUUGAAAGAGACUGGCCAAGGUUGAGCAAAGGAUUGAUCGAUCCUAAUCCCGGCCUGCUCUGCGCAUUCCGUGGAUGGAUAUUGACAGAAGAUGGGCUGGAUGUAAGGGAGGCCUAUAAAGAGUUCCUUCUUUUCGAGUGGGACUCAGCCGACUCUUUCCAUGCCUUCAUCGGCUCGCAACAAUUUGCUGCUUUUGCUAGCUCAAUCAGGCAUUUGGUGACUGGGCCGCCCACCUUGCAACUGUUUGAAACAAAUUUGUCCCCAAGAGAUGCAGCUUCGGCGCCUGUAGUUGAAAUAAUUCGGAGCUCGAACCUUGGAAAGGAAGUCAUUAUGGGUAUCAUAGGAUGGCAAAACUUGAAGGAAUACCAUGACAUGUCCCGAAAGGAGAUUUGGUCGGAGACGCUGGAUUCUCUCAAGUCGCUGGGGAAAGUGUCACAGAUAACUGUUGGCAUUGAGGCAAUGGACCUGGGUGUGUCGUAA
This is a messenger RNA of Penicillium canescens, 540 nucleotides long. RefSeq names its product putative quinol monooxygenase. The coding region runs from base 1 to 540 and encodes 179 amino acids. NCBI's taxonomy places the organism in Eukaryota, Fungi, Ascomycota, Eurotiomycetes, Eurotiales, Aspergillaceae. The transcript has 4 exons. The record is from RefSeq and is a predicted model, not a curated record.